UUUUUUACAGGUUGGUGGAUAAUCAUAGAUGCAGCUGUAAAAUACCCUAAAGUGGAAGACUUCAACCAUUCAUACCAUGCUUGUGGGGUUAUAGCCACUAUUGCAUUCCUAAUGAUCAACGCAGUGUCUAAUGGCCAGGUGCGGGGUGACAGUUACAGUGAAGGCUGCCUGGGACAGACAGGUGCUCGGAUCUGGCUGUUCAUUGGCUUUAUGAUGGCUUUUGGAUCUCUGAUUGCUUCCAUGUGGAUCCUUUUCGGAGGCUACGUUGUUAAAGAAAAACCAGUAGUAUACCCAGGAAUAGCUGUGUUUUUCCAGAAUGCGUUCAUCUUUUUUGGAGGACUGGUCUUCAAAUUUGGUCGCACGGAAGAUUUGUGGCAAUGA
Messenger RNA from Apaloderma vittatum (bar-tailed trogon), 381 nucleotides. RefSeq names its product transmembrane protein 50A (gene TMEM50A). Gene Ontology annotation, biological process: protein targeting to vacuole; late endosome to vacuole transport via multivesicular body sorting pathway. The annotation marks the transcript as partial. The transcript is spliced from 5 exons. Lineage: Eukaryota; Metazoa; Chordata; Aves; Trogoniformes; Trogonidae. The record is from RefSeq and is a predicted model, not a curated record.